AUAUUAUCAAAUACAUCAAGAAGGUAGCAAUUAAAUGAAUUUUCAAAGACUUAAACUCAACGAUUACUGGAUAAAAUGAGAAUGUAUACAUUUAGAAAGGAUGAAACUUUGGCCAACUACCAUAGUUGCCUAUUAAUAAAAAAGAGAUUUAGAUCUUGAAAAUUAACAGCAGCAGAAGAAAAGAGAAGGUAAAUUUAUAUUAAAGAGGAGAUUUUUUAAAAAGAACAGAAGAAAAUAACCUAAGAAAAAUUUAACAAAUAAAUUUAUGAAAAUAGUGAUAGGGUUAAAACAUUUCAUGGGAAUUAGAUUUACUCAGAUGUAUUUUAUGAGAGAGGAUGAAUAAAUUAUUAUGCAGAAAUUUAGGAAAAUACUUCUUAAUUAAUAAGAAGUAAAAUAAGAAAAGAUUUUAGAAAAUUAGAUAUAAGUGUAAUUGGCAAAUAAUUAAUUAAAAGAAUUUAAAGUUAAAAGAGAAAAAAGAAGAUGAAAAGAUAAAUUAAAUGCAGAAAAGAAAUUAAGAAUA
Paramecium sonneborni is the source of this 520-nucleotide messenger RNA. The record is from the annotation of a GenBank genome assembly. Lineage: Eukaryota; Ciliophora; Oligohymenophorea; Peniculida; Parameciidae.